Molecule: messenger RNA, 1608 nt
Organism: Leptosia nina
Lineage: Eukaryota; Metazoa; Arthropoda; Insecta; Lepidoptera; Pieridae
Source: the annotation of a GenBank genome assembly
AUGAUGGGAAUAAUCCCUCUCACCAUAUAUCUAGAGAGACAACCCGUAGUAAACAGUCCAUCUGGGGAGUUUCGCGGUGGAUAUAAUGUGACACGAAAGGGACGUCAGUUCGAAACCUACAGAGGAAUACCUUAUGCAGAACCGCCUACAGGAGAAUUACGCUUUCAGCCUCCGAUCCUCAUCUUGAAUUACUCAUCACCAGUGGAUUCUACUGAAGAUGGGGCAUCGUGUCCACGCCCUACCUCUCCCGGAUAUAAUGUAAAUGAAGACUGUCUCGUUCUCAAUGUUUACACCCCUCUUAAAACUGAAAGGAAGAAGCCCUUACCAGUAAUAGUAUACAUACACGCUGGUGGUUUCUACUCGCUGUCAGGUCGCAGUGAUAUCCAAGGUCCACAUUACCUUCUAGAUAGAGACAUUGUACUCGUAACAUUUAAUUAUAGACUUGGUACUCUCGGUUUCUUGAGUACCGGAGAUAAACUAGCCCCAGGUAACAAUGGUAUGAAAGAUCAAGUAGCGGCCUUGAAAUGGGUGCAAAGGAAUAUUGCUUCUUUCGGAGGUGAUCCUGACUGUGUCACUAUAACAGGCUGCAGUGCAGGUGCUGCUAGUGUGAUGCUGCAUAUGAUCUCACCUAUGUCAAAAGAUCUGUUUCAUCGUGCUAUAUCUAUGAGUGGUUCCCCUACAAGGAAGAUCAGUACUCCAACGAAUCUUAAUCAUCUGGCUGUCAGACAGGCGAAACUGGUCAACUGUCCCACUCACUCUUCUCAGGCGAUCAUAGAUUGCUUAAAGACCGUUCCUUGGAGAGAUUUAGGGAACUCGCUACGUGGUUUCUUUGAGUUUGGAUUUGAUCCUCUCACCCUCUGGGAGGUAGUAGUUGAACCCGACUUUGGUCAAGAACGAUUCCUUCCAGUCGACACGAUAGAAGCGAUCAGAAAGAACAAGAUGCAUCCAGUUCCUUAUAUAAUCAGUGUCACUCAAAAUGAGUUCUUUUGGAAGGCAUUUACUGUGCUUAAUAACGAAACACUCCUCAAGAAAAUGAAUGAAGAAUGGUCUAGUAUCGCUCCGAUCUCUUUUGUUCUUCCACGAAACAACUCAACAGAAGCCACUAACAGGCUGCGAGAAGUUUAUCAACUUCAGACACUGCGGAAUGAUUCAGAAACUGCCAGACACCUUGGGCGGUUAUAUGCUGACGCUUUAGAGAGUUUUAAUAUUUACAGAUUAAUGAAGUUGAUGACAAUACAUUCUUCAAAACCUGUCUGGACCUACGAGUUCCGCUACAUUGGUAAUCAUACCCACUAUGAAGAUCCGAUGAAUAAAAAACCUGUCGGUGCUGCUCACCAUGACGACCUUAUAUACUUAUUUCCUAUCUCCUAUCGUUUCCCACCGGUGGGACGGGAUGGUGAUGAUGCUAAGCUUGUAGACAAAAUGACUGCAAUGUGGGAUCCAAAUAAUCGUGGUGACACACCGGAGUUAGAAGACAUUCACUGGCCUCCAACAACUCCCACCGAAAAAACAUUCCUCCGUGUCGACAAACAAUUUUCCCUCGACAAGAACCUCUUAGAGGAGGAAGUUGAAGUGUGGGAAGAGUUGUACCCUCUAAAUUAUAAUUAA